GCCGCCCGGAGGAUUGAGGGAAGGGCGCCCGCCGCUGCCGGAAGGAGCGCGCGCUGCUUAACCUCGCGACCGGCGCUUGAGAACUGGGGAGCUGUCAUGGAGCGCUCUGAGCCGGACGCUGCCGACGACAACGCCAUGGACUCGUUCCUGGAAAAGUUCCAGAGCCAGCCUUACCGUGGCGGCUUCCACGAGGACCAGUGGGAGGAGGUGGGCGUCCCAGGGGGUCUCUGCGCGCGUUUGGGGUGGUCGUCCCGACCCCUGAGGCUCCCUGUCUUCUUUGCAGAACAGGCCAAAACCUAUAAGGAUGAAGGCAACGAUUACUUUAAAGAAAAAGACUACAAGAAAGCUGUGAUUUCGUACACGGAAGGUUUGAAGAAGAAAUGUGCAGAUCCUGAUUUGAAUGCUGUCCUUUAUACGAACCGGGCAGCAGCACAGUACUAUCUGGGCAAUUUUCGCUCUGCUCUCAAUGAUGUGACAGCUGCCAGAAAGUUGAAACCUUGCCACCUCAAAGCAAUAAUAAGAGGUGCCUUAUGCCAUCUGGAACUGAAACACUUUGCUGAGGCUGUGAACUGGUGCGAUGAGGGGCUGCAGAUAGAUGCCAAAGAGAAGAAGCUUCUGGAAGUGAGGGCCAAAGCAGACAAGCUGAAGCGAACUGAACAAAGGGAUAUGAGGAAGGCCAAGUUGAAAGAGAAGAAGGAACAGACUCAGAAUGAGGCUUUGCUGCAGGCCGUCAAGGCUAGGAACAUCAGGCUGGUUUCUGAAGCUGUGAAUCAGGAUGAAGAUUCGGCCUCAGAAGGCCCAGGGGAGAUUUUCCUGGAUGGACUCAGCUCUGAGAACCCCUACGGAGCCCGGCUGAGUUUAGAUGACCAGGGCAGGCUGAGCUGGCCUGUGCUCCUUCUGUAUCCCGAGCAUGCCCAGUCGGACUUCAUCUCUGCUUUUCACGAGGAUUCCAGGUUUAUUGACCACCUGAUGGUGAUGUUUGGUGAAACGCCCUCUUGGGACUUGGAGCAAAAAUACUGCCCUGCUAAUUUAGAGGUCUACUUUGAGGACGAGGACAGGGCAGAGCUCUACCGGGUACCUCCCAAGAGCACCCUGCUGCAGGUGCUGCAGCACCCGAGGUACUUUGUAAAAGCCCUGACACCAGCAUUUCUGGUGUUUGUUGGAUCCUCUCCAUUUUGCAAGAAUUACCUCCGAGGGAGGAAGGUGCACCAGGUCAAGUGACCCAGCCCGGCAGUGGAGCCAGGCGCCCUGGAUCUCUGUGCUCACCUUCCUCAGCCAGGAACUGGUUGCACCUGAAUCAGCCAGACACACGCUUCGAGGCCUGCGCUCUGUGUCUCUCGCCCUGGGGACAGUCCGUCCUGGCAUCGUGGUAGGGGUGGAGCUGCAGCCUCUCUGCCAAACUAUUGACAGAACUCUGUGCCUUGGUCCUGGCGUCCUUGGACUCCAUCUCUGAGGGGACCCUCUGCAGCAGUGGUCACGCCGCUGUGGAGACUGACUCAGGAUCCCGUGUUGAAGUACCACGACACCUCAGGGAAGCUGCCCCCCGAGCUGCCUGCAGGCCGCGAGACCUGGCCCUGAUCAUUUCUUGAGCACAGAGAAGGCUGUCUAGGGGCGCUGUGGAAGCCUUGGACUGAGAUGGGGCUGCCCCAUCUUUCUGCUCUAAAGACCGUAUGGACCAGGAUCCUUGGCACCCCUGGGAAGUGUGCCCAUUUCCCUGAUCUUUGCAGUGAAGAGAACUGGACAGACUUAAGCACUGGCCUCUGAGUUCCUGCCCAGCUUUUACAUUUUAGGAUUUUAUGUCUUUUAAGCUAAAAACCGUUUUGCCUGUG
Molecule: messenger RNA, 1829 nt
Organism: Oryctolagus cuniculus (rabbit)
Lineage: Eukaryota; Metazoa; Chordata; Mammalia; Lagomorpha; Leporidae
Source: RefSeq, a predicted model, not a curated record